AUGGGAAGAGUGUUCGCGAUAGAACUCGAGGGACCUGUCUACACAUGCAAAAAGUGCCACACACAUCUCGGAGUCCCCAAUGAUGUCAUCUCUAAGAAUGGUCCUUACGAAUAUGAGUUCACUAGACUCUUCAAUACAUUUCUGGCUGAAAGAACAUCCAAUGAUGGUUACAAAGGGAUCUUGUGUGUCUGUUGUUCCAGUGAGAUCGGCAAUUAUGGCGUAAGUGAUCCAAAUAGUUACUGGGUUAUGAGGGACGAGCUCCAUGGACCGGAAGGAAGCGAUGAUGAUGAGGUUUAGGAGUUAAUAUGUGUUAAGAGAAAAGGACAAUUUGGGUAUAAGUAUAUGUUUUUGAAUUUCAUAUUACUUUGUAUAGCGUGUGAAAGAAUUCUUUUUGGGGGUUUUGAUGACAUUUGAAAGUUCUUACUUUUGCACUUCUCCUAUGUGUACAAUGCAAUUAGCUUAUCAC
This is a messenger RNA of Eruca vesicaria subsp. sativa (arugula), 466 nucleotides long. The record is from the annotation of a GenBank genome assembly. Lineage: Eukaryota; Viridiplantae; Streptophyta; Magnoliopsida; Brassicales; Brassicaceae.